Messenger RNA from Mercurialis annua (annual mercury), 1484 nucleotides. RefSeq names its product protein MAINTENANCE OF MERISTEMS-like. Lineage: Eukaryota; Viridiplantae; Streptophyta; Magnoliopsida; Malpighiales; Euphorbiaceae. The coding region runs from base 56 to 922 and encodes 288 amino acids. The record is from RefSeq and is a predicted model, not a curated record. The transcript is spliced from 3 exons.
GGGGGGUCGGCGAGACGUGAGGCGGGUCCCGAGACACUCUCUAGAUGACAUUCGCAUGCGCUUUGACCGCAGCCGCUAUGAAGAUAUCAUUUGGGAGCCCUACACGGAUGAGAUAUUGAGUCUCCUCCCCGCGUACUGUUUGGAGGGCCGACGUAUUUGGCGGUCUGUUGUUCCGCUCAUUUAUUAUCAUAUCGUGGAGUGGCACCACCCUGAUAGAGUUCUGCAGCAGUUUGGUCUACAACAACCUAUUCCACUUCAGCCUAGACAAGACCAUGUCCUUCAUAGUUAUACGAUGAGGGGCAGUGACAAUUGGCGGCAGACACAUGCUUUCUACAUUGAUCUUUGGGAUCACAGGUUGGAUCAUGUCGUCGACGGACCCCCUUUUCAAGGACCCCCUCCAUACCAUUCCGAGUAUAUGGAGUGGUUUCGGCGUGUCACGCGAAGAUGGAUCACACCUCAGGGUGCAAGAGAGAUAGCACAGGCUGAUGCGAUGGAGACUAUGCAUAUGGAGGCUGACAUUUCUUCACGGUUUCGGUCCAUCACACGGAGUUCGCAGUUGGCAUCACAGGAGGAGCGGCGUGACGUCACAAUCCCACCGACACAUCCUUCCAUUGAGCCGUUUCGGCUACCGGCCGUUCCUCAGCCAACGAUAGAUCCACAGACAAUCCGAUCUCGUCGUCGACCACGGCAGCCGCCUCCACCAGCGCCACGGCCCCUUGCAGAUGACCCUAUGCCCGAGCCAGUGUUUUUUCACCCCUUCAGAGGACCAGAUUACUACCACUUCAUGCCACCACCACCCAGCUUCACUCAGGCAUCCUCGCAUUAUGAUCAAGGAGGACCGUCUUCACAGUUUCAGCAUUCAUCAGCAUCCCCUUUUCAGCACGCAUCUACACAGUAUGGCCAUUCUGGUUCAGCACCUUAGUUAUACCAGGCAUCUACACCUUUUGAGCAGCCAGCAUCAGCUUCGCAUUUGUACGAGUCCUCUUCGCAGUAUCAGCAGCCGUCAUCAGCUUCACAGCCUGGGAUGUGUUCUUCGCUUCCACCUGCAGAGUAUUCUCAUUUUCCAUUCCAGCAGACUGAUCAGGCAACACCGGGGUUCUCUUCUUUGGAUCUUUUCCAGAGCCCACAUCGGAUGACUCCCACCUUUACUGACUGGUCAGCGGGCGGAUUCUCCCUAGAUGACAUCCAACAUACAGAGUUUCCGCAGCAGGGUUUCGUCCAGUCCACCCCGGAUUUUACUGGUACCGUCGAGGGAUCUGCAGAGGACGAUAGUGACGACGACGAUGAGGGCGACCAGGAGGAGGAGGACGGUGGUGGCGAGGGGAGGCGUUUUCAGACACAGAGCACAGGCCGAAGAAAUAGACGUCAAGUUCUAGGUUUACGUGAAAACCUACCUGUAAAUCGUAGAUAUGAUUGAUGUUUUUUAAUGAAUAGACUUAUUUGUAUCUUUAACGGAGAAUAAUGUAUGCUUUAAUUUUAUUUCA